Molecule: messenger RNA, 987 nt
Organism: Monascus purpureus
Lineage: Eukaryota; Fungi; Ascomycota; Eurotiomycetes; Eurotiales; Aspergillaceae
Source: the annotation of a GenBank genome assembly
GCCUAUGAUUUCCGCAAAAGGAGUCCGGACACCGUUGUUGGUUUGACGAUCAGCUUGCCCAGUCUAAACCCCCAGCUCCCUUUCCUUCAGCCUGUUUUUGUCAACUCAACCCAAAGUAUCCUUCGGGUGCGGCUGCAGCAAAGAAAUCCUGCAAUAUGCGAUUCUUUACACCAGCCUUGCUGGUCACCGCACUGGGAUGGAUGACGACCGCCGUGGCUCACAACAUCCAGCUCAAAGCACAUUCGCGAGAAUGCUUCCAUGAAACGCUGCAUCGCGACGACAAGAUGACUGUCUCUUUCCAGGUUGGCGACAGAGAGUUCGGAGGUAGUGGGAACUUGGAGAUUGAUUUUUGGGUCGAAGAUCCCCUCAGAAAUCGCCAGUAUUAUAAGCAAGCCACUUCCACAGAAGAUUAUUCCUUUGUCGCACAUACGGACGGGAAAUACGUUUACUGCUUCAGCAACGAAGGUUGGACAUCGAGCACCAAGGAGGUCUCUUUCAACGUUCACGGCAUCAUGUACGUUCCGGAAUCGGAAUUGUCGCAGGAUCCUUUGGAAACAGAAGUUCGUCGACUUUCGGAGGCCUUGGCUCAAGUCAAGGAUGAGCAAUCGUACAUCAUUGUCCGGGAACGCGUACACAGGAACACCGCAGAGAGCACCAACGCUAGGGUGAAAUGGUGGAGUAUCUUCCAACUGGCCGUGCUUAUCGGGGAGGGUAUUUUCCAAGUCUGGUGGCUGAAGAGAUUCUUCGAGGUCAAGCGAGUUGUCUAAUCUCCAUUUUUCUUUUCGAGGCUGCUAAUGCCUGGCCUUACGCUUCCAACAAUGAAUGACUACAGUUCGUUGCAUAAGUUACAUUUCUUUCUUGCAUUUGCGUUCUGGCGCGAGAUAAUGGAAACUCUUGUUCCAGAGGGAUGUAUUAUGUGAACUAGUUGAUGAUUAUUGACAAAAUUUCUACUUCCAUACGGUUGCAUGGCAACAAUAAUAAUAGAUA